ACGUGGAGCCGGGAGUCUUACUACACAGAAACUGCUGCAUUGAGGAAAUGUGAUGCUCUGUCAUGCCUCAGCUCCGGGAGUAGAGCGCGGCGGGCUGCAACAACAACACGCUCAGUGAACACUCCUCAACCCAAACCAUAAUGUAGAGAGAAGCAGCAUCCAGUCCUCGAGGUUUCUGGGAUUUCAUUUCACACCACCUUCUCCCCCUGGCACUCGGAACAGAGGAGAGCUGAAGAAAAGAAAAUGUUAAGUACAGCGUUGGACUCGCUGAUCGCGGUGCUCCUGGUUUGCAGAGCGGCGACCUCGCAGUACUCGAGCAACCAGUGCAGUUGGAAGGGAAGUGGUUUAACGCAUAAUGCUCACUCCAGAGAUGUAGAACAGGUGUACCUGCGCUGUUCUGAAGGUUCAUUGGAAUGGUUGUAUCCUACUGGAGCCCUGAGGGUUAAUUUACGAACCAAUCUAGCAUCAUCUUACAAAAACUUGACUGUCUGCAUUAAGCCUUUCAAAGAUUCCAAGGGAGCUAAUAUUUAUUUAGAAAAGGCUGGUGAUCUGAAACUACUUGUGACUGAAGAGGACCACGUCCCUAACAAAGUAUAUUGUUUCGGCAUGGAUGAGGGGGCACUCUUUAUCCAGGCCACCCCUCAGAUGGACAUAAGCAGAAAAAUCACUGGUUUUCAGUAUGAAUUAUUUAAAGAUAGGACUGUUGCAGAUUUACACAAUGCACCAGCUUCUUGUCGUCCAUGCAAUGACAUGGAAGUCCUCCUCGCUGCCUGCACCAGUGAUCUGGUGAUCAGAGGAACCAUUCGUUCUGUGUCACAUGAUCAACAACAAGAAGAAUCAAGGAUAGAUAUCUUUGCAGACAAGAUAUACAGACAAAAGAACAAGGUAUUCCAGCCAAUCGGGAAGAGUGGGAAAUGGCUGGGACAUAUAAAGACACUGCUACAUUGUGGAGUCAAGGAAGGAGAAGGGGACUUCCUAUUCACAGGAAGCAUGCACUUUGGUGAGGUCCAACUAGGCUGUGCACCCCGAUAUAAGGACUUCAGAAGGAUCUACAAAGAAGCGAGAGACAAAGGGGAAAUUCCUUGUGAAUUGACCACAGACUGAUGCUACCCUUCCGCAACUGGAUUAGAGUUAUCCAGAUCAAACGGAACACUAUCUUAUAGUGCGCUGCAUUUGAAACGUGGUACUGAUGAGACCAAGCAUUCUGCCACUUUAAUAGAGCUCAUUGUUGCUAGGCAACAUUACAGAUUUCAACUAAACUAAAAUGAAAAAGACUUUAAAUCAUUGUUAUUCAAGACUGCCAUCAAAAUAUCAAUACUAAUAAAUUUCAAAGUCUUAAAGAAUAUGAAUGUAGCAUAAACUUGUAUAUGAUGUACAGAUUUUCAAAGUGAUGCCUGAAGCUGUUGUUUUGUAAUGAUGCUGAUGUACAGUACAAGGGAUUUUGUAACACAGAAAAUUAUGAAGACAGAAUGUUUCUGAGAGAAUGUAAAGUCUUGAAAUAUUGUGAGCCCUCUUAAAACUGGUAAUAAAAUCAUUCCAGAGAGGUAACUAUCUCUGGCUCAGUACAAACUGAUUAUAGCUGUCAAUCAAUGAUCCACGUUUAGGAUGACACUGGACACUAGACAAGAUAUAAGGUAUAAUAGAACAUCUGUUUGGUACUUAGUACACAAGGGAACUGGAUUGCACUGGUAACGUAAGCCAUAAAUGUGCUCCAGAAGAGUCAUAAGCUUGAACUAAGAUCUUGACUCAGAUUUAAAUUCCUUUUUUCCUCCGUAAACAAGUCUUGAGUUCUUGAUGUGGCUGCUGGCUAAGGUCCACAUAGCUGUUGGGUGAAACAGUCUCUCUGCCCCAGAGCUAACCUCUGCCAAUAGGUCAUGGUGUAUUUCAUACUUCUGUCAUGGUGAGUGUCCCAACCUGGCCCCCAGGAAACAAGGAUGACAGCAGUGCCGUUCAGGGUCUUUGUGUUUUACUGGGUGGUUUCCUGGCAAUUACAGGCUGAGUUCAUGAACAAUUGAUGAAUAGGCCAAUUUAGAAUUUAACCUGGGCCAGUUCCUUUGUUACAGAUGACGAACUGCAUCAUAUUAGUAAUGUUUGGUACAAAUAGCAGCGAGGAUAACUUGUGGAAAAAUAUUAAGUAUUUUAAGCAAAUGGCAUUGCUGGCACACACGUCUCUCUUUCUGAGGGGGAAGAUUUGUCCUGCUGUAACCCUUGCUCCAUUGCAUUGAAGAAAGAAGAAAAGAAAAUUGUGUAGUGCUUAUAACAAAGCAAAGAGUCCUAAAAACAUUUCAUAGUAGUGUGUUAGAGUGCAGACAUCCCACCUCUCCUGGAAGUUCUGGGAGUCUCCCGCAUAUUAAUAGUGGCUCCCUGAUGCCCGAAAAUUAUAUACAAUAUCCUGGAAAUCAAUUUUUUUGAGAGCGAGAAAGAGCGAGAGAGAGAUUGCGAGUGCGCAAGAGAGAGAGAGCAAGCGCGUGACAGAGAGAGAGUCCUAUGGUAGAGUGUUCCAAAAAAAGAAAAUAUAAAAUGUAUGUCACCCCAGUCUACCCUAAAGUGUACCCCUGCCUAAAAGGGGUCAAAAAUAAUGACAGUGUUGCUCGCCGCACUGUUUGCAACAGUGACUUUUCUAUUGCCCAUGGUGGGUUAAGACUGUUAAAGACAUGUUGAGGUGAGUUUUAACAGGUGUCAUUCAUUCACUAGAAUAGCUAACGUUAUUUAAACUAGCUGGCUAGCUGUUAAGGAGCUACUCUAUUGCAGGCAUCCCACCUCUCCCGGAAGUUCCGAGAGUCUCCCACAAAUUGAUGGUGCUACCUCCCUGAAAUGAGUUUUUGCAGGGUGGGAUGUCUGAGAGUGAAUCACUAAACAUUAUGAGAGGGCAUUGGUUUUGUGGGAAGAAUACAUGGUUUGUAAAGGCGACUGUAAGCAACUUCUUCAGCAUUUAGCAGGAGAAGUUUCUGCUUCUCCAAUGCAGCAGUUCCAAGGCACCUAGGUAUCCCAUCCAGGUCCACAAUCUUUUCUCUUGGUCAUCCAGGCCCACUCACAAUGUUACUUAUUGCCAGCUGUAAGAACUGCAAAGUAUAUUAGGCCUAUUGCUAUGUGAUGGGCCUGAAUCCGAUAAGACAAUGGUGACAGCUUGUCAUAGUUACAUAUUGGAGCAUCCUUUGGCAGGAGUUAGUUCAGUGGAUUUAAACACAAAUACUUGUACACUAUAAAUGUCCAGUGUCACUGUGGUAAACCAUAUAUAUGUGUUGUAACUGGGUUAACUGUCUGGACACGCCCCUCUGCUGACGGCCACUGUGGCUCCUCCCACAGAGUCCUGUAUAAAGGUGUUUCUCCUUGCCCCUCCCCCUCAGUCCGGGGGCAGACACUCACCGUGGAGGUCGUAUUGUACAGCGAAUAA
Molecule: messenger RNA, 3394 nt
Organism: Mobula hypostoma (lesser devil ray)
Lineage: Eukaryota; Metazoa; Chordata; Chondrichthyes; Myliobatiformes; Myliobatidae
Gene: metrnla
Product: meteorin like, glial cell differentiation regulator a
Exons: 4
Coding region: 244-1104 (286 amino acids)
Biological process (GO): positive regulation of brown fat cell differentiation; energy homeostasis
Molecular function (GO): hormone activity
Source: RefSeq, a predicted model, not a curated record